Molecule: messenger RNA, 814 nt
Organism: Scatophagus argus
Lineage: Eukaryota; Metazoa; Chordata; Actinopteri; Scatophagidae
Gene: grem1a
Product: gremlin 1a, DAN family BMP antagonist
Exons: 2
Coding region: 149-688 (179 amino acids)
Biological process (GO): animal organ morphogenesis
Molecular function (GO): receptor ligand activity; BMP binding
Source: RefSeq, a predicted model, not a curated record
AGCUCAAGACCGUUUAGAAAAGCCCUCAGUAUGUCAUUUAUAAAGCCACUACAGAGGAGGAAGGGCCUGGAGGAGAAACGCAUGCUGUAAACUGUCUGACUGGAUCGAGUUUUCUUGUGAGGAGCUUGAAUAAACAACAGCUUCAGCGAUGAAGACACCAUCAGUGCUGAUCUCUGCUCUGGUUCUAACUAUGCUGCUCAACCCGCUGUGGAGUACAGAUGCCGACACCUUUCAGGGCGCUUUCCCGCACCCAAACAAGUACAACCCAAACGAGUCGGAAAGAUGCCUACAACCACCCAUCGGUGGACUCAUUUCUCGGGGUGCUGGAUCUGUAAUGUCAACCGACGAAGUGCUGGAGUCCAGUCAGGAGGCGCUGCACGUCACGGAGCGUCGGUACCUGCGGCUGGACUGGUGCAAGACGCAGCCGCUCAAGCAGACCAUCCACGAGGAGGGCUGCCUGAGCCGCAUCAUCAUUAACCGGUUUUGCUACGGACAGUGCAACUCCUUCUACAUCCCGAGGCAUAAUUACCAGGACGGAGACGUCUUUCAGUCCUGCUCCGCCUGCAAACCCAAAACCUUCAGCACCGUAACUUACACCCUCUUCUGUCCGGGUCAAACACCCAGCACCAGGAAGAAACGGAUCCAGCGCGUAAAGCAGUGCCGCUGUACAACAAUUGGUACGGAUUAGACGCAAACUAAUACAUCCGGGACGAUUAUAUCCUCCAUAGCUGGGGGGAAGGUGCAGCUUUGCAAAAAUAUAUAUUUAAAAAAAAAAACCCGGGAAACUUAUUUUACUUAAAGGACACAUCUAAAA